Nicotiana attenuata is the source of this 663-nucleotide messenger RNA. RefSeq names its product potassium transporter 5-like. Gene Ontology annotation, molecular function: potassium ion transmembrane transporter activity. The coding region runs from base 1 to 663 and encodes 220 amino acids. The transcript is spliced from 4 exons. Gene Ontology annotation, biological process: potassium ion transmembrane transport. The record is from RefSeq and is a predicted model, not a curated record. Gene Ontology annotation, cellular component: membrane. Lineage: Eukaryota; Viridiplantae; Streptophyta; Magnoliopsida; Solanales; Solanaceae.
AUGGCGAGCUCAGAUAGUGAUCUUCAUACAGAAGAGGUUGCAGAAAACAAGAGCAACAUCGGGCAGCUAAAAGGCCGCAAAGUCUCAUGGGCGAAGUUAUACCGUGUGGACUCCCUCAACUUGGAAGCUGGAAAAGAUGAUUGGAAGACGAUACUGAGUUUAGCAUUUCAGUCCGUAGGAGUUAUCUACGGAGACUUGGGGACUUCCCCUCUCUAUACUAUUCAAAGUACAUUUGCUGAAAAAAUUGGAGAUAAGGAUGACAUUCUGGGCGUGUUGUCCCUCAUCAUAUAUACCAUAUUCCUCAUACCUAUGACUAAGUAUGUCUUCACUUUCUUAUGGGCAAACGAUAAUGGCAAUGUUCUCUCUGCUGUAAGUGGGAUCAAGCCUCUAGGCCAAGAAGCAAUUGUGGGUGUUUCCGUUGCAAUACUGGUAGCCCUAUUCUGUUUUCAACGUUUUGGUACAGACAAAGUGGGAUACUCAUUUGCUCCAGCCAUAUGCAUUUGGUUUUGUUUAAUAAGUGGUACCGGUAUGUACAACUUGUUCAAGCAUGAUGUGAGCGUCUUGCGUGCCUUUAAUCCCAAAUACAUUUUUGACUACUUCCAAAGAAAUGGUAAAAAAGGAUGGCUUUCUCUUGGUGGAGUUAUCCUCUGCAUUACAGGUUAG